CUCCAACAUUCACAAUGAAAAGAAUGCACAGUAAAGACUGCGAUACCUAAAACCACAGGUCAUCAUGACAGUUUGGACUCAGUUACAUUUUGUUAACUCAGGAACUUAAGUAAGGUCAUGGCUGAAGCCACAACAGAGUCAACAAGAAUAACCUUCUCACUCUGGGAUUACGUCCUCUUUGCUGGGAUGUUCCUGGCCUCUGUUGGGAUUGGGAUAUUUUUUGCAGUUCGCCACAGUGAGAGGAAGAAGGUGGAUGAGUUUUUCACAGGAGGGAGACAGAUGUCAGCCCUGCCUGUGGGACUGUCUCUUGCGGCCAGUUUCAUGUCAGCUGUUCAAGUGCUUGGAGUUCCUGUAGAGGCAUACAACUACGGAGCCAAGUUUGUGCAGAUGUGUCUGGGCCAAACGCUGAAUGCAGUGCUCACUGCCUAUCUCUUCCUGCCUGUCCUCUAUCGCUUGGGAUUAACCAGCACUUAUGAGUAUCUGGAGCUGCGAUUCAGCAAGGGCCUCCGAUUGUGCGGGACUUUACAGUUCUUGGUCGCUACGGUCCUGUACACGGGGGUUGUCAUUUAUGCCCCUGCACUGAUAUUAAACCAAGUUACUGACCUGAAUAUCUGGGUUUCCCUGCUAUCUACUGGAAUCAUCUGCACAUUCUACACAACUGUGGGUGGGCUGAAGGCUGUGGUCUGGACUGACAUCUUUCAAGUCAUCACCAUGAUGUCUGGCUUUGUUGCUGUCAUCAUCCGAGGCACCUAUUUAGUGGGAGGAGCUGGCAAAGUCCUGGAGAAUGCAUACAAUGGGUCCAGGAUCAAUUUCGGAGAUUUUGAUCCAGAUCCCAGGAGACGCUAUACAUUUUGGACGUUUAUUCUUGGUGGGACGGUGAUGUGGCUGUCGAUGUACGGAGUCAACCAGUCCCAAGUCCAGCGCUACAUCGCUUGCAAAACUGAGGUUCAAGCACGGCUUGCCAUCCUCAUCAACCAGCUCGGACUGUGGACCAUUGUGACUAGUGCAGCGGCUUGUGGAAUCAUCGCCUUCGCUUUGUACCAGGACUGUGACCCAGUAAGGGCAGGUCAUGUGACUGCACCUGACCAGCUGAUGCCUUACAUGGUGCUGGAUAUUUUUCGGAAAUACCCUGGAGUUCCAGGCUUGUUCCUUGCAGCAGCCUUCAGUGGAACAUUGAGCACUGUUUCCACAAGUAUUAAUGCAAUGGCAGCUGUCACUUUGGAGGACAUCCUCAAACCCAGGAUGAAAACAUUGUCUGAAAGAACGCUGGUCCUAAUAUCAAAGGGACUCUCCUUGUUGUACGGUUUGGCUUGCAUCACAUUUGCUGCUCUAGCCUCUCUCCUAGAAGGAGGCGUUUUGCAGGGUUCCUUCACUGUCAUGAGUGUCAUCAGUAAUCCCUUGCUGGGCGUAUUCAUCCUUGGAAUAUUUCUACCUGCUGCUAACACCACUGGUGUAUUUUCAGGCCUGGUAGCUGGAUUUGCAAUAUCCUUGUGGGUUUCUGUUGGGGGCAUUCUGUACCCACCCAGCCCUGAGAUCAUGGGGGUCCUGCCACUCAACACCAACAGCUGCAAUGCUUCCCACAAGUCCAACGCUACACUCAAUGGCAGUACGUGGAUCAUUGACAGAGGAGGAGAGAUUUCAGGGCCAAUGAAGAGGGCCACUGUUGUUCACCAGUUCUAUGCCUUGUCCUACCUUUAUUAUGGAAUCCUGGGAACAAUGGUAACCAUAAUUAUUGGAAUUGGAGUCAGUUAUUUAACAGGGCCGACAAAGAGAGAAGACAUCGCCAAAGGUCUCCUCUGGUGGGAUCUUUCCAAAGAGAAACAACCUUGUGAAGAGACUGAGGAACUACAAAUCAAAUAUGUAAACGUUUCCUCACCAACGCAGAAAAGAUUGGCAGCAGCAGUUCUUCCGAUCAAGGACAAGACAGGUAUCCAUAAGCAAGAAUCCCAGACCAAGGAAUGCUCCCAAAGGAAUUCUAUCACCAAUGAAAGCAGCUCCUCAGCCGAGGUUGAAAUGUACCUGUCUCCACUAUUGGAAACCUGUGUUUGAAUCAGAAGCCUUCAAACAAGAUGGCAAACUGGGAGAAGCCACCCAUGUUAUCUCUGAGCCUCCCACCCUUGUAGAUCUACCAGAUACAUCAGUACAACGGUACUAUUCCAACGAGCACUGAUUCACCAUCACUCUACUGCUCCAGUCCGAACACUCAGCUGCAUACCCCUCUGUACAGUAAGAAAGGCAUUCACUUGGGCUUCUCACUUUUCUAUUAAAGGGUAUCAUUUAUUUAGUGAUAUAUUAUUUAGUAACACGUGCAUAAUUGUUCUCCUCCAAGUCAGGGUCAUGGUGUUUGCGGCUUAUCUUGUGUCACUGUUUUGCUCUUUAGCAGACGUUUGGUUGCUCUCUACAGGGGCUGUGUUUGCAGACAUGUGCACUCAGCAGGCUAGGAGAAAUAAACAAACU
Molecule: messenger RNA, 2457 nt
Organism: Pristis pectinata (smalltooth sawfish)
Lineage: Eukaryota; Metazoa; Chordata; Chondrichthyes; Rhinopristiformes; Pristidae
Gene: slc5a5
Product: solute carrier family 5 member 5
Exons: 16
Coding region: 118-2049 (643 amino acids)
Biological process (GO): sodium ion transport; iodide transmembrane transport
Cellular component (GO): membrane
Molecular function (GO): symporter activity
Source: RefSeq, a predicted model, not a curated record